Drosophila innubila is the source of this 2288-nucleotide messenger RNA. Its product is annotated as glucose dehydrogenase [FAD, quinone]. Lineage: Eukaryota; Metazoa; Arthropoda; Insecta; Diptera; Drosophilidae. The coding region runs from base 182 to 2029 and encodes 615 amino acids. The record is from RefSeq and is a predicted model, not a curated record. The transcript has 4 exons. Gene Ontology annotation, molecular function: flavin adenine dinucleotide binding; oxidoreductase activity, acting on CH-OH group of donors.
GUCAGUGGACAGCAACGCGCGCGCAUGCGCAGUAGCAAUCGAGUUGAAGCUGCCCAAUAAAAACAGUAACAACAUCUAAAAGUCGCCUAUAAUCGCCUAUAUUUGGUAUCUCAAAACACUGGUCUAUCCAACGAAGGAGACCAACACGUAUAUUGCAUACAGAUACUGGCAGCUUAUAAAGAUGCGAUCAGCGUUCCUGCUAAUACUCUGGACAUGCUUCGAGUGCAGCCAUUGCCAGUUGCUGGUCGAUUUGGUGCGAGACUUUGAGACUUCAUUGCUAAACACUCGCAUUCCGGACACCACAGCCUUUCUGCCGGAGUAUGAUUUCAUCAUUGUGGGGGCAGGAUCCGCGGGAUGUGUGCUGGCCAAUCGGUUGAGCGAGAUAAGCACAGCUCGAGUCCUGCUGCUGGAAGCCGGUGAUCAGGAGACAUUUAUCAGCGAUGUACCGCUAACGGCGGCUCUCACGCAGACUACGCGCUACAAUUGGGGAUACAAGGCGGAGGCCACGCCCAAUGCCUGCCAGGGCCUGAGGAAUGGCGUCUGCAAUUGGCCCAAAGGACGCGGCAUUGGCGGCACCAGUCUCAUUAAUUUUAUGCUAUACACACGUGGACAUCGUCGGGACUAUGACGGUUGGGCAGCUGCCAACAACUCGGGCUGGUCGUAUAAGGAGGUGUUGCCGUAUUUCAAGAAAUCGGAACGCAUUGGCAUCCCAGAUUUAUACAAAUCGCCGUAUCAUGGCCGGAAUGGGCCGUUGGAUGUGCAGUACACGGACUACAAGUCGCGUCAGAUGAAGGCGUUCCUCAAGUCGGGUCGAGAAAUGGGCUACGAGAUAACCGAUACCAAUGGGGAGCAGUUGAUGGGAUUCUCACGGGCACAGGCCACCAUACGACAGGGCAGACGCUGCAGCACCAGCAAGGCCUUCAUUCAGCCCGUGUUGCAGCGUCGCAAUCUGCACAUUUCCAUGAAGAGUUGGGUCACCAAGCUGCUCAUCGAUCCCAGCACCAAGAUGGCCACCGGAGUGGAGUUCACCAAGCAGCAUCAACGGUUUGUGGUGCGUGCCAGCAAGGAGGUUAUACUGUCUGCUGGCGCCAUUGCCAGUCCACAGCUGUUGAUGUUGUCUGGAGUGGGUCCAAGGGCUCACCUCCAGGAGCACAAUAUACCGGUGAUCCAGGAUCUGUCAGUUGGCUACAAUCUGCAGGAUCACAUCACACUGAACGGCCUAGUGUUUAUGGUCAACGAUUCCACAGUAAACGAUGCACGUCUUCUCAAUCCCCAGGACAUCUUUCGCUACAUCUUUAACGGCCAAGGACCGUAUACUAUACCCGGAGGAGCUGAGGCAUUUGCCUUUGUGCGCACACCCAGCUCCACUUUUGCUAAGGAUUAUGCGGAUAUGGAGCUGGUUUUGGGUGCAGGGUCUCUGAGCGGUGAUCGCUUUGGCACGCUCCGUGAUUUGCUGGGCAUCACGGAUCAGUUCUACGAGAAAAUGUUUGGAGAUAUACAGCACAGGGACACGUUUGGUCUGGUGCCGGUGCUGCUGAGACCCAAGAGCACUGGACGAAUCUCUCUGCGUAGCCGCAAUCCCUUCCACUGGCCACGCAUGGAACCCAACUUUAUGCAGCAUCCGGACGAUGUGCGAUCCAUGAUCGAGGGCAUUGAAAUGAUCCUGCAACUGUCACGCACGAAGCCAAUGCAGAAGAUUGGCACCCGUUUUCAUGACCGCGCCUUUCCGGGCUGUGAGCACCUGAUCUUUGCCAGCAACGACUAUUGGCGCUGUUGCCUGCGGCUUUACGGCUCCAGUCUGCAGCAUCAGUCCGGAACCUGCAAGAUGGGUCCUUCCACAGAUGCUACGGCUGUCGUAGAUCCUGAGUUGAGGGUUCAUGGAAUUCGGCAUCUGCGAGUGGCAGACGCCUCGAUUAUGCCACAUGUUCCGGCCGGUCACACGAAUGCAAUUGUCAUCAUGAUAGCCGAAAAAGCUGCGGACAUGAUCAAGAAUGCGUGGCGCAUGAAAAUUGUCCCACUAGAUAAAUAGGCGUAACCAAAUAUCCCAUAAUAAUUUAUAUUUAUUGUUCAUUAGUCAUUAAUUUUAACGGGUCAUAGUUUAAAUAUUGUAACAGCCUCUUGUCAUGAAAUAUUUCUCGGAAAUUCGUUAGUCAGGCAAUUUUUAAGGCAGAAUCAGUGGCUUGUUGUGAAAAAAGUAAAUUGGUUCUUCACUUAUUCGAAUGUUCUAUUAUAAGCUUACCCCAUAAGUAUUUACCACUCAAAUAAAAUACAUAUACAUAAAUACCAUA